Molecule: messenger RNA, 1709 nt
Organism: Chenopodium quinoa (quinoa)
Lineage: Eukaryota; Viridiplantae; Streptophyta; Magnoliopsida; Caryophyllales; Amaranthaceae
Product: scopoletin glucosyltransferase-like
Exons: 1
Coding region: 144-1610 (488 amino acids)
Molecular function (GO): UDP-glycosyltransferase activity
Source: RefSeq, a predicted model, not a curated record
GUGACGUCCAUUCAUCCGAUAAAUAAUGGAUCAUAAAUAUACACCGCAAAACCGCAUAUAAUGAAACAUAAUCUAACAUCAUUCUAAUAUACUUUCCCACUAUUAUUUCCCUCAAUAAUCAUACAUUUUAAACAAAGAUCAACAUGGAUGUUCAUGAAGCUCAAGAGCUUCAUGUUGUUUUCUUCCCAUUCAUGGGUCAAGGCCACAUGAUUCCGACCCUUGACAUAGCGAGGCUCUUUUCCGUUCACGACAAUGUGAAGGCAACCAUUAUCACCACCCCUCUCAACAAGGCCACCUUCACCAAGGCCAAUGAAGAAAGUGAAAAAAUCGGAGAUCCGGUUAUUAAAAUCGAAGUAUUCAAGUUUCCUACAAAAGAAGUUGGCUUGCCUGAUGGAUACGAGAGCCCGGAUCUAUCAUUAGGGGUAGGGAUGAUCCAAAAGUUCUUUAAAGGUACAGAGAUGCUAAGCGAGCAGCUCGAGGAGUACUUGGAAAAGGUCCGACCCAACUGCCUUGUGGCUGACAUGUUCUUCCCAUGGGCAACUGAUAGUGCAGCAAAGUUCAAUAUCCCUAGGCUAGUCUUCCAUAGGAUUAGCUACUUCUCCCUUUGUGCUCAAGAAAUUAUAAGGGUACAUGAGCCCUAUAAGAACGUGUCCUCUGACGAUGAACCAUUCAUUCUUCCUUCCCUCCCCCAUAAGGUACAGAUGAGAAGAUUGCAUAUCUCGGAAGAUUUUUGGAAAAGCGAGGGAUCAGAAUUUAAACGGAGAAUGGCCAGGAUCAAGGAAUCAGAGGUCAGGAGUUAUGGAGUGAUUGUUAACAGCUUUUAUGAGUUGGAACCUGAUUAUGCAGACUAUUUCAGAAAAGAAUUGGGGAGGAGGGCGUGGAGUAUAGGUCCUGUUUCAAUGAGCAACCGACGCGCUGAAGUUAAGGCUCAGAGAGGCAAACAGGCGUCAAUAGAUGAGCACGAGUGCAUGAAAUGGCUAAGCUCAAAGAAGCCUGAUUCGGUGAUUUACCUCUGUUUCGGAAGCACAUCAGUCUUCAUAGCUCCUCAGCUGCAAGAAAUCGCAAUGGCUCUAGAAGCAUCAGGAAAGAAUUUUAUCUGGGUCGUGAGGGAUGGUGGUGAUGGAAAAAAUGAAAAGUGGCUACCAGAAGGAUUCGAGCAACGGAUGGAAGGGAAAGGUCUAAUAAUAAGGGGAUGGGCUCCGCAAGUGUUAAUCUUGGAGCACGAAGCCAUAGGAGCAUUUGUGACUCACUGUGGGUGGAACUCUAUACUAGAAGGGGUCGCAGCUGGUGUGCCAAUGGUUACAUGGCCUGUUUUCGCUGAGCAAUUCUACAACGAAUUAUUAGUGACUCAGAUUUUGAAGACCGGUGUCUCAGUUGGAGUUAAGAAGUGGGAUAGGAAACCUUCAUUAGAGAACAUCAUAAAGCAAGAAGUUAUAGAGACAGCCUUAAGAGAAAUCAUGGAGGGAAACAAGUCAGAAGAAAGGAGAAUUAAAACAAAGAAGUUGAAGGAAAUGGCAAGGCAGGCUGUUGAAGAAGGUGGCUCAUCAUAUUCUGAUAUACAUGCAUUGCUAGCUGAGUUAAGAGGUUAUCAACUCCGACAGCAAAAUUAGCAACUAUGUACCGUAAAUCCCUCUCAACUGUACUCCUUUUCUAACUCUUUGCCAUUGACGACAAUGGAGUUUCAAGAUAAAAAUCCUUAAAAGCUAGCA